CACAGCUGCUUUUAGGAUUCUUGUUGUGUUUCUCCCUCUCCCAAGGGAUAGGCAGGAGUCUCCCUCUGCCCUGGCUGUCAUCUCUGAGAACCUUGUUGUCAAGGUGGUUACUUGGGGUGAAGGUUUCCAUCAGGAUUACUUAGUAAGCUUAUUAGAAAGACAGGUUCCAGUGUCACACAUGUGUCCAGACUCAAACAGUGUGGUCCCUAGCUUUGAGGCCAUGCCCUUCUACUUUGGAUUGGGGGUGAGGUGGAGAGGGGGAUGUUUGAAAUGAGAUUAGUGAGUAAGUAAGUAGAAUAUAAGGCAGAGUAAGAUAUAUCUCCAGCAGCAAGGAGAACAACGCACACUUGGAGAAGAAAUAAGCAUAUAAGCAUAUACUGGAUUACUGGGACCCCAGUGGCUCUUACUAGAGCCUGAGAGAGGGACACUGUAGAGACAGUGUCUUGACGUCAUAGUUAGAUCUUGGACUUUGAAGGCAAACUAGUGAGUUUGACUCUUGGCCGCAUGGUUAAUCACCUGUGACCUUGGGCAAGUCACCAGAACCCUCUCUGUGUCAAUUUCCUCAUCUGCAGAAUGGAAUAAUACCUCAAACAAGGAGGACCUUGUUUCUAUCUAUGAAGCAUAGAUAACAGUGCCUGAAAGAUAGGAUGGUGCCUUGAGUGAAUGACCCCCUUGGAGAACAUUCUUCUGGAGAUGUCCCUCGCCUCAAGCCAGCCUCAGACAGAAAACUGAAGAUUCAGCAGAUCCAGUGCUUCCUGCUCCACUUCUGCUCAGGAACACGCUUGUCUUCCCCAAGGCUUCCAGAACUUCUGAGGCAGGAGGCACCCAGUUCUACCUCAUGUUUGGAGGAUCUUGCUAGCUAUGGCCCUUGUACUCGGCUCCCUGUUGCUGCUGGGGCUGUGCGGGAACUCUUUUUCAGGAGGGCAGCCUUCAUCCACAGAUGCUCCUAAGACUUGGAAUUAUGAAUUGCCUGCAACAAAUUACGAGACCCAAGACUCCCAUACAGCUGGACCCAUUGGCAUUCUCUUUGAACUAGUGCAUAUCUUUCUCUAUGUGGUACAGCCACGUGAUUUCCCAGAAGAUACUUUGAGAAAAGUCAUACAGAAGGCACGUGAGUCCAAAAUUGAUUAUGAUAAGCCAGAAACUCUAAUCUUAGGUCUAAAGAUUAUCUACUAUGAAGCAGGGAUUAUUCUAUGCUCUGUCCUGGGACUGCUGUUUAUUAUUCUGAUGCCUCUGGUGGGGUAUUUCUUUUGUAUGUGUCGUUGCUGUAACAAAUGUGGUGGAGAACUGCACCAGCGACAGAAGGAAAACGGACUCUUCCUGAGGAAGUGCUUUGCAAUCUCCCUCUUGGUGAUUUGUAUAAUAAUAAGCAUUGGCAUCUUCUGUGGUUUUGUGGCAAAUCACCAGGUACGAACCCGGAUCAAAAGGAGUCGGAAACUGGCAGACAGCAAUUUCAAGGACUUGCGAACUCUCUUGAAUGAAACUCCAGAGCAAAUCAAAUAUAUAUUGGCCCAGUACAACACUACCAAGGACAAGGCGUUCUCAGAUCUGAACAGUAUCAAUUCAGUGCUAGGAGGCGGAAUUCUUGACCGACUGAGGCCCAACAUCAUCCCUGUUCUUGAUGAGAUUAAGUCCAUGGCAACAGCAAUCAAAGAGACCAAAGAGGCAUUGGAGAACAUGAACAGCACCUUGAAGAGCUUGCACCAACAAAGUACACAGCUUAGCAGCAGUCUGACCAGCGUGAAAACUAGCCUGCGGGCAUCUCUCAAUGACCCUCUGUGCUCAGUGCGUCCAUCAAGUGAAACCUGCAACAGCAUCAGAUUGUCUCUAAGCCAGCUGAAUAGCAACCCUGAACUGAGGCAGCUUCCACCUGUGGAUGCAGAACUUGACAAAGUUAAUAACGUUCUUAGGACAGAUUUGGAUGGCCUGGUCCAACAGGGCUAUCAAUCCCUUAAUGACAUACCUGACAGAGUGCAAAGCCAAACCAAGACCGUCAUAGCAGGUAUCAAAAGGGUCUUGAAUUCCAUUGGUUCGGAUAUCGACAAUGUAACUCAGCAUCUUCCUAUUCAGGAUAUACUCUCAGAAUUCUCUGUUUAUGUUAAUAACACUGAAAGUUACAUCCACAGAAAUUUACCUACAUUGGAAGAGUAUGAUUCAUACUGGUGGCUGGGUGGCCUGGUCAUCUGCUCUCUGCUGACCCUCAUCGUGAUUUUUUACUACCUGGGCUUACUGUGUGGCGUGUGCGGCUAUGACAGGCAUGCCACCCCGACCACCCGAGGCUGUGUCUCCAACACGGGAGGCGUCUUCCUCAUGGUUGGAGUUGGAUUAAGUUUCCUCUUUUGCUGGAUAUUGAUGAUCAUUGUGGUUCUUACCUUCGUCUUUGGUGCAAAUGUGGAAAAAUUGAUCUGUGAACCUUACACGAGCAAGGAAUUAUUCCGGGUUUUGGAUACACCCUACUUACUAAAUGAAGACUGGGAAUACUAUCUCUCUGGGAAGCUGUUUAAUAAAUCAGAGAUGAAGCUCACUUUUCAACAGGUUUACAGUGACUGCAAAAAGAAUAGAGGCACUUACGGCACUCUUCACCUGGAGAACAGCUUCGACAUCAGUGACUAUCUCAACAUUAAUGAGCAUACUGCAAGCAUAAGCAGUGAAUUGGAAAGUCUGAAGGUAAAUCUCAAUAUCUUUCUGUUGGGUGCAGCAGGAAGAAAAAGCCUUCAGGAUUUUGCUGCUUGUGGAAUAGACAGAAUGAGUUAUGACACCUACUUGGCUCAGACUGGUAAAUCCCCCGCAGGAGUGAAUCUUUUAUCAUUUGCGUAUGAUCUGGAGGCAAAAGCAAAUAGUUUGCCUCCAGGAAAUUUGAGGAACUCCCUGAAAAGAGAUGCACAAACUAUUAAAACGAUUCACCAGCAACGAGUCCUUCCUAUAGAACAAUCACUGAGCACUCUAUACCAAAGUGUCAAGAUACUUCAACGCACAGGCAAUGGAUUGUUGGAGAGAGUAAAUAGGAUUCUAGCUUCUCUGGAUUUUGCUCAGAACUUCAUCACAAACAAUAUUUCCUCUGUUAUUAUUGAGGAAACUAAGAAGUAUAGGAAAACAAUAAUAGGAUAUUUUGAACACUAUCUGCAGUGGAUAGAGUUCUCUAUCCGUGAGAAAGUGGCAUCCUGCAAACCUGUGGCCACCGCUCUAGAUACUGCUGUUGAUGUCUUUCUGUGUAGCUACAUUAUCGACCCCCUGAAUUUGUUUUGGUUUGGCAUAGGAAAAGCUACUGUAUUUUUACUUCCGGCUCUAAUUUUUGCGGUAAAACUGGCUAAGUACUAUCGUCGAAUGGAUUCGGAGGAUGUGUACGAUGAUGUUGAAACUAUACCCAUGAAAAAUAUGGAAAAUGGUAAUAAUGGUUAUCAUAAAGAUCAUUUAUAUGGUAUUCACAAUCCUGUUAUGACAAGCCCAUCACAUUGAUAGCUGAUGUUGAAAUUGCUUGAGCAUCAGGAUACUCAAAGUGGAAAGGAUCACAGAUUUUUGGUAGUUUCUGGGUCUACAAGGACUUUCCAAAUCCAGGAGGAACGCCAGUGGCAACGUAGUGACUCAGGCGGGCACCAAGGAAACGGCGCCAUUAGUCUCUGGGUAGUGCUUUAAGAAUGAACACAAUCAUGUUUAUAGUCCAUGGUCCAUCACUAUUCAAGGAUGACUCCCUCCCUGUCUAUUUUUGUUUUUUACUUUUUUACACUGAGUUUCUAUUUAGACACUACAACAUAUGGGGUGUUUGUUCCCAUUGGAUGCAUUUCUGUCAAAACUCUUAUCAAAUGUGAUGGCUAGGUUCUAACAUAUUGCCAUGUGUGGAGUGUGCUAAACACACACCAGUUUACAGGAAAGAUGCAUUUUGUGUACAGUAAAUGGUGUAUAUACCUUUUGUUACCACAGAGUUUUUUAAACAAAUGAGUAUUAUAGGACUUUCUUCUAAGUGAGCUGAAUAAGUCACCAUUGACUUCUUGGUGCUGUUGAAAAUAAUCCAUUUUCACUAAAAGUGUGUGAAACCUACAGCAUAUCCUUCGCACAAAGAUUUUUAUCUAUUAUACUUUAUCAAAGAUUGGUCAUGUUCCAUUUGGAAAUGGCAUGCAAAAGCAAUCCUAGAGAAACCUGCGUAACUCCAUCUGCAAAUUCAAAAGAGAGAGAGAGAUCUUGAGAGAAAGAAGUGCUGUUCGUUCAAAAGUGGAGUUGUUUUAACAGAUGCCAAUUACAGUGUACAGUUUAACAGAGUUUUCUGUUGCAUUAGAAUAAACAUGAAUUGGAGUGCAGCUAACAUGAAUAUCAUCAGACUAGUAUCAAGGGUUCUAAAAUGAAAUAUGAGAAGAUCCUGUCACAAUUCUUAGAUUUGGUGUCCAGCAUGGAUGAAACCUUUGAGUUUGGUCCCUAAAUUUACAUGAAAGCACAAGGUAAAUAUCCAUUUGCUUUAGGAUUUUCAUGUUGGAUCUGUCAUUAUCAAAAGUGAUGAGCAAUGAAAAACUGGUCGGACAAAAUUUAACAUUGACAUAAUGAAAUUCCAGAUGUAGGCUUUCCCCCAGGUCUUUUCAUGUGCAGAUUGCAGUUCUGAUUCGUUUCAAUAAAAAGGAACUUGGAAAACA
Messenger RNA from Cercocebus atys (sooty mangabey), 4619 nucleotides. RefSeq names its product prominin 1 (gene PROM1). The coding region runs from base 862 to 3456 and encodes 864 amino acids. The record is from RefSeq and is a predicted model, not a curated record. Lineage: Eukaryota; Metazoa; Chordata; Mammalia; Primates; Cercopithecidae. Gene Ontology annotation, molecular function: cholesterol binding. The transcript has 28 exons. Gene Ontology annotation, cellular component: apical plasma membrane; cell surface; microvillus.